CCACCCUCGUGCUCGCUGGACGCGACGCGCCCGCGCCCAUGGCGCGCUCCAAGCAGCACACACGCAUACACAACGCACACACUCCGCUCAUCGUCAAGCUUAGUUCUAACAUUGUCGGCCUCUCCUUCCUGCCGGCCCCUACUUCCACCCGUGUCCGUUCCUGCGCUCUCGGCUCGUCUCGCGCCGCGCCGCGCGCCAUGGCGCCUCGGCGGCGCCGGGCGUGGCCCGCGGCGGCUGCCGUCUUCGUUGCGGCCGUGGUCGCCGCCGGCUUCGCGGCCGAGGCGGCGGACAUGGUCCAGGAGAGGCUGACGGUGGGCAUGACGAUCGUCGCCGGCGCCGCGUCCACGGGGGCAGUGUGCCUCGACGGGAGCCCGCCGGCGUACCACCUGCACCGUGGCUCCGGCGCCGGCGCGCGCAGCUGGCUGCUCCAGUUCGAGGGCGGCGGCUGGUGCAACGACGUGCGGUCGUGCGCCGAGAGGGCCGGGACGCGCCGGGGAUCCACCCGCCUCAUGACCAAGGUCGAGAUCUUCUCCGGCAUCCUCAGCAACCGCCCGUCCAUGAAUCCAGAUUUUUACAACUGGAAUCGUGUGAAGCUACGUUAUUGCGAUGGUGGAUCCUUCUCGGGUGAUUCAGAAUAUAGAAAUGGGUCCUCAGUCCUCUACUUCAGAGGUCAGAGGAUAUGGGAUGCUAUUAUCACUGAUCUACUUCAAAGGGGACUAGCGAAAGCUGAAAAUGUACUGCUCUCAGGCUGUUCAGCAGGAGGCCUAGCGACAUUCUUCCACUGCGACAGCCUCAAGAAGCGUCUAGGAGGAGCUACCACGGUGAAAUGCCUGAGUGAUGCGGGAUUUUUCCUUGAUCUGAGUGACAUUUCUGGCAACAACAAUAUGAGGAAAUUCUUUAGCAGCUUAGUUUCGUUGCAGGGAGCUCAGAAGAAUUUGAACAAAGACUGCCAGAAUUCAACAGACUGUCCAUACCUGUGUUUUUUCCCACAAUAUGCACUUCCAGACAUCAGAACCCCUUAUUUCAUCUUGAAUUCAGCUUAUGACGUGUAUCAGUUCCAUCACAUUUUCGUGCCCCCUUCAUCUGAUCCAAGGGGGCAAUGGAGCCGCUGUAAGAUGUAUCCUGGUGCAUGCAGCACAUCCCAAAUUGCAACCCUCCAAGGCCUGAGAAGUGCAAUGUUGACAUCUCUGAAACAGAUUCAAGGCAAACCAGAGGCAGGGAUGUUCAUAAACUCUUGCUUUGCACAUUGCCAGAGUGAGCUGCAAGACACAUGGUUUGCACGAGAUUCACCGAUGAUACACGAUAAGAAAAUCGCAGAGGUGAUAGGUGAUUGGUACUUUGAAAGAGGUGCUGCCAAGGAGAUUGACUGCGCCUAUCCUUGUGACUCAACUUGUCACAACCUUAUACCAUCUGAUCAGGGUGGAAUCUCAGGUGCUCAAAGUGGACACAUGAAGCGUCCCCUCAUGAGAGAAGACUUAAAAGUGAUACAAUAUCAGUUCUAGGAGGCUGAUAACACUUUUAUUACAUCAGAUGGUACAUCACCGUACAACUCUACGCGGAAGUGGGCAGUGAAGC
Panicum virgatum (switchgrass) is the source of this 1575-nucleotide messenger RNA. RefSeq names its product pectin acetylesterase 9-like. NCBI's taxonomy places the organism in Eukaryota, Viridiplantae, Streptophyta, Magnoliopsida, Poales, Poaceae. The coding region runs from base 39 to 1502 and encodes 487 amino acids. Gene Ontology annotation, molecular function: hydrolase activity. The record is from RefSeq and is a predicted model, not a curated record. The transcript is spliced from 12 exons.